AUGUCGCCGAUUAACUCCACGAAAGAAGCGCCAAUGACUCCUGCUUUGGAGGUCGCGCAACACCCUCCAGAUGUGUCAUACCGGGGUCUGAGUCCUGAUCAGUAUCAGUACACGCCGAUGGCGUAUGCGUCUGGGCCGGAGAAAGGGUCCCAGGCUGGCCUGGCGGAGGGGACGACAUGUGGGUUGCGAAAAGUGACGUUUUGGCUUUCGCUAGCGAUUGCCGGUUUGGUUGUGAUUGUGGUGGCCAUUGCAGUUGGAUUAGGGGUUGGCUUGGGCUUGGGGAAAGAUGGAUCCCCGUCGUCACCUGCCACAAAUGCUACCUUCUCAUCGACACUAUCCACGGCAUCGGCAACCUCGACCUCGACCUCCCUCAGCGGCACCAAACCCAUUUCCUGCCCCGACGACAACAACACCCUCAAACAUAUGAGUGAUGGAUCGGGAAUACAAUAUAGAAUUCAAUGCGAUACCUACUUUGACAAGAGAAGAGAUUUGGCUUCUAUAAUGAUGCCGUCGUUCGCCGACUGCCUGUAUCUUUGCGAUUCGAUGAACCGAGUUCAGCGUCGAGAUGAUGUCAGUGCUGUGUUUUUUAAUGAUACGGUUUAUGGCUACACGAAAGGGACGUGUUGGUGUUUUGGGAAUGCGACAAAGACGUAUAAAAUCAAGGGGAUAGCAGUUGCGAUUCCGCAGUGA
Aspergillus steynii IBT 23096 is the source of this 690-nucleotide messenger RNA. RefSeq lists its product as uncharacterized. Bases 1 to 690 code for a protein of 229 amino acids. Lineage: Eukaryota; Fungi; Ascomycota; Eurotiomycetes; Eurotiales; Aspergillaceae. The record is from RefSeq and is a predicted model, not a curated record. The transcript has 2 exons.